Gorilla gorilla gorilla (western lowland gorilla) is the source of this 4608-nucleotide messenger RNA. RefSeq names its product CD300 molecule like family member b (gene CD300LB). Lineage: Eukaryota; Metazoa; Chordata; Mammalia; Primates; Hominidae. Gene Ontology annotation, molecular function: transmembrane signaling receptor activity. Gene Ontology annotation, cellular component: plasma membrane. The coding region runs from base 273 to 989 and encodes 238 amino acids. The record is from RefSeq and is a predicted model, not a curated record. The transcript is spliced from 4 exons.
CUCUGAAAUUGACUCCCAGAGUGUUAUACCCCUUGGACCCAAGGCCUGCUAGGCCAGAUGCCCCCCACCCCACCCCUUCUGCAGACGUAUCUCCCCCUACCCUAAAGACCCUGCACAGUCCCCUCCCUCCUCUUUUUUACAUAGUGACGAUGCUCAAGCCCUGUGCUGCAGCCCUGCCAAAAAAUGACACCUCUUUCGUUGAAUAAUUAAAAGCAGGAACUACCCACUCUAUAAAAGGAAGUGAAUGAGUAAGAAAGUCAAAGGCGGUCUAGAUGCACAGAAGGUGCAAGCCAGAGCUCAGGCAGAACUUCCAGAGUGCAUCUGGGAUCUGCAUUUGCCACUGGUUGCAGAUCAGGCGGACGAGGAGCCGGGAAGGCAGAGCCAUGUGGCUGCCCCCUGCUCUGCUCCUUCUCAGCCUCUCAGGCUGUUUCUCCAUCCAAGGCCCAGAGUCCGUGAAAGCCCUAGAGCAGGGGUCCCUGACGGUGCAGUGCCACUAUAAGCAAGGAUGGGAGACCAACAUCAAGUGGUGGUGCCGAGGGGCGCGCUGGGAUACAUGCAAGAUCCUUACUCGAACCACAGGGUCGGAGCAAGGAGAGAAGAGUGACCGUGUGUCCAUCAAGGACAAUCAGAAAGACCGCAUGUUCACUGUGACCAUGGAGGGGCUCAGGCGAGAUGACGCAGACGUUUACUGGUGUGGGAUUGAAAGAACAGGACCUGACCUUGGGACUCGAGUGAAAGUGAUCAUUGACCCAGAGGGAGCGGCUUCCACAACAGCAAGCUCACCUACCGACAGCAAUAUGGGAGUGUUCAUCGGCUCCCACAAGAGGAACCACUACAUGCUCCUGGUAUUUGUGAAGGUGCCCAUCUUGCUCAUCUUGGUCACUGCCAUCCUCUGGUUGAAGGGGUCUCAGAGGGUCCCUGAGGAGCCAGGGGAACAGCCUAUCUACAUGAACUUCUCCAAACUUCUGACUAAAGACAUGGCUACUUAGAGAGAUGGAUCUGCAGAGCCUUCCUGCCCUGGCCACGUUUCCAGAAGAGACUCGGGCUGUGGAAGGAACAUCUACGAGUCCUCGGGAUGCAGUGACUGAGAUAGGGGCCCUGGGCCUCUGCCCUGGCCUUGGAGCUGGUGGGCACCUCCCUGUUCUGCACAGCUCAGGAACUUAGCCGGGUCCUCUCCUGAGCCACCAUCACCUCCUGGGGUUCCAGCACCUGUUCUCUUGGUCAGGAGCUGUAGAGAUGGAGCUCGAGCACUGGAUGACUCUGUCCCCACUGCUGGAAUAACUCAGGCACAGAGCAUGGGACCAAAGUACAGAAAGAGGUUGGGGGAGACCCCCCAGCCCUAGACUUCUAUCAUUCCGGAGACCAACUCAACACCGUCUUUGCCUGAGAACCUGAUAUAUCCGUUUUUUUAAAUUUUUUUUUUUCUAGCCAAGUUGGGUUUUAAUGACUUAUGUUCAUAGGAAACCUCUCUGAUCCCACACACAAAGAGGGUGAUUCUGGGAUGAGUUCCUGGUUCUAGGGCAUGAGGGGCUGGAUGGACCCUGUCCCCAGGGAGGACAUGGCUCUGAGUCCACAGGGCUGAGGAGGCAAUGGGAACCUCCCUGGCCCAGCCCGGUGCUUGGCCUCCCCCUCCCACCUCUUCCUCCUCCUAGAUCCCCAAGCUCCCUGCCUAUUCCCCCACCUCCGAGGGGCUGCAGCUUGGGAGCCUCCUCAGCAUGACAGCUUGGGUCUCCUCCCCAAAAGAGCCUGUCAGGCCUCAAGAACCACCUCCAGGUGCGGAGGGCAGUAAUGAAAACCAUCGCAGGAAAUGGCACCCUCCCUUUUCAGUGGUGUUGAAAUCAUGUUACUAAUGAAAACUGUCCUAGGGAAGUGGUUCUGUCUCCUCACAGGCUUCACCCACGGCGAUGAGGCCCUUGAAUGUGGUCACUUUGUGCUGUAUGGUUGAGGGACCCUCACACCAAAGGGACCUUCCCAUGUGAGACGUGCUCCCGCCCCCACCUGCCCACAAGCAAACACACCACACAUGUUCAGCAUGUUGCCCUUUGAACACCCAUGAGGACGCCUCCAACCUGCUCUUGGUUCUAAUAGGGAGUACUGACUGUCAGCAGUGGAUAAAGGAGAGGGGACCCUCUGGUCCCUAGCAUGGCACCCAGAGCCUCCCCUCUUCUUGUCCUUCAGCCAAAGAGAAACUUUCUCUGACUUUGAACUGAAUUUAGGUCUCUGGCCAAUGAUGGGCCUGAAAAUUCCAUAAUGGCCAAAGAGGAGAGUUCGAGCCCGGCUAAGAUCCCCUGAGUCAUUCUGUGAGGGACCAAGAUCCACAGUCCACCAGCCCCAGGGCCCUGCCUCCUGGAAUGCUUUCCUGGAUCCAGCCUCCCAAAGAUCCGACCAGACCCAGGGAGGGUGGCACCGCUCCGCGGGAGGGAAAGCCAAAGCAUGGUGCUUCGCCAGCUGGACUCAGGGGCGCGGGGACAUUGGCGCUUGUCAACGUGAUGUCAUUCUUUUCCCACCAUUUCUUCCUGUUGAUAUUCAAUGAAUCCCUCAAUCUCUCUGGAGCUAGUGUGGCUGGGUUGUUAUUCUCGUGGCUCUGUUAAGGAGAAUCCACUGGAGUAAAGUAGGCAUCUAUUGUCUGUCUGCCCAACUACCACCCACCAUGCACGCCCUUACACCACCACCCCUUGUACACAUCUCUAGGAAAUACCCCUUGGGGUUCCAACACAAGCUGACAAGCAAGGCUUGCCUAAUACGCCCAUUCUCUGGGGUAGGGAGAAAGACGGAAGUCAAUAAAUGAGUCACUAGUGCUGGCAUUGCAUUUUCCAGCAAAUAUGUUUCAGUUGGGAGCUUGGAGCCAAAGCCGUCAUGCCCUUAAAUAGCCACAGACCAUGAGGAUUUGGCAUAUGCUGAUUUUCACACUUAAUGGAACCAAAAGUUAGUGAGGCCGGGCGUGGUGGCUCCCGUCUGUAAUCCCAGACCUUUGGGAGGCUGAGGCAGGUGGAUCACCUGAGGUCAGGAGUUCAAGGCCAGCCUGGCCAACAUGGCGAAACUGCUGUCUCUACUAAAAAUACAGCAAUUAGCUGGGUGUGGUGGUGUACACCUGUAGCCCCAGCUCCUCAGGAGCCUGAGGCAGGAGGAUCACUUGAACCCGGGAAGUGGAGGUUGCAGUGAGCCGAGAUCGUGCCAUUGCACUUCAGCCUGGGCGACAGAGGACAGAGCGAAACUCUGUCUCAAAAAAAAAAAAGUUAGUGGGCAGGUGUGGAUCUUGCUCUUUUAAGAAAAAAGCACAGCUUUUCCUUCCCCAUGAGGCCCUUCCCACAGGCCUUUACUUCUGAACAACUGCAUAGCCACAGAGGAAGUUCAGAGCCGAGGGCAGCUGGCUAGGGGCAGUAAAGAGAUAGCAGCGGGAAGGGCCCUCACCAGAGAGGCAGACAUGGGUUCCUUCUUCUUCCCCUUUUUAAAAAUUGUGGUAAAAAAUGAACAAACAAAAAACACCUAACAUGAAAUCUGCCCUCUUAACAAACUCUUAGGUGUGCAGUAAAAUAUGAUUGAUUAUAUGCACAUUGUUGUACAGCAGAGUUCUAGAACUUUCUCACCUUGCAUGACUAAAUCAUGCCCAUUGAGUAGCAACUCCCCCUCCCACUCCUCCACCAGCCCCCGGCUGCCACUAUUUUACUUUUUGCUUCUAUGAGUGUGACUAGUUUAGUUACCUCAUGUAACCAGAACCAUGCAGCCUUUAACCUGUGACUGUCUUAUUUUAGUUAGCAUAAUGUCCUCAAGAUGCAUCCAUGUUGUUGAACACGGCAGGAUUUCCUUCUUUGUUAAGGCUGAAUAAAAUUAUAUUCCAUUGUAAGAUAAAGAAUACGUGGCACAUAUACAUAAUGGAAUACUGUUUAGAUGUAAGAAAGAACAAAAUUCGACUGGGCGCGGUGGCUCACGCCUGUAAUCCCAGCACUUUGGGAGGCCGAGGCAGGCGGAUCACGAGGUCAAGAGAUCAAGACCAUCCUGGCCAACAUGGUGAAACCCCGUCUCUACUAAAAAUGCAAAAAUUAGCUGGGCCUGUUAGUGUGCGCCUGUAGUCCCAGCUACUCAGGAGGCUGAGGCAGGAGAAUCGCUUGAACCCGGGAGGUGGAGGUUGCAGUGAGCCAAGAUCGUGCCACUGCACUCCAGCCUGGCGACAGAGCAAGACUCCGUUUAAAAAAAAAAAAGAACAAAAUUCUAUCGUUUGUGGCAACAUGGAUGAGCUUGGAGGACGUUAUGUGAAUGAAAUAAGUCAGGCCCAGAAAGAGAAAUACUGCAUGUUCUCAAGUUGAUCUCAAGACAUAGAGAAUAGAACAGUGGUUAUUAGAGGUGGGGCAGUGUGUUGGGGGUUAGGGGAUAGCCAGAGAUUUGUUAACAGAUACAAAAGUACAGCUGGAUAGGCGGAAUAAAUCCUCGUGUGCUAUAGCACUAGGGGAUGUCUAUAAUUGUCAACAACUUAUUGUAUAUUUUCAAAUAGCUAGAAGAGUAGAUUUUGAAUGUUUCCAACACAAAAGUGAGGUGAUGGAUAUGCUGAUUACCCUUAUUUGAUCAUUACACAUUAUAUACAUGUAUCAAAAUAUCACAAUGUGCCCCAUA